GGCGGACCCGGAGGCGGGGCUGUCUCUGCGGCAGGGCCCAGCUCGGCUUCCCCCGGUCUCUCUCUGUCUCUCCUCCUCCCUCCUGCUCCGGGCGGAGCCCGGCAUGGGGGGGCCGGCGCCCGGCAGGCCAGUGGAUCCGGGACCCAGGGAGGGCCAACCCCCGGGCCUGGUGGCACUGAGCAAGGCCCCCCAGCCCCCACCUCCCGCCCCACGACGACAUGAACCUUCUCUACCGAAAAACCAAGCUGGAGUGGAGGCAGCACAAGGAGGAGGAGGCCAAGAGGAGCUCCAGUAAAGAGGUGGCUCCCACAGGCCCGGCAGGGCCCGGAGCUGGUGCGGGGCCCGGGGUCCGUGUGCGGGACAUCGCCUCGCUGCGCCGCUCCCUCAGGAUGGGCUUCAUGACAAUGCCAGCCUCCCAGGAGCACACCCCCCACCCCUGCCGCAGUGCCAUGGCCCCGCGCUCCCUCUCCUGCCACUCAGUGGGCAGCAUGGACAGUGUGGGGGUUGGGCCUGGGGGUGGCAGCAGGGGUCUCGCAGAGGACAGCAGCACUCGAAGACCUCCAGCGAAGCCUCGGAGACACCCCAGCACCAAGCUCAGCAUGGCAGGGUCGGGGGCAGAGACCCCUCCCAGCAAGAAGGCAGGCUCGCAGAAACCAGCCCCCGAGGGCCGGGAGGCCAGCCGGAAGGUCCCUCCACAGAAGCCCAGACGAAGCCCCAACACCCAGCUGUCUGUCUCCUUCGACGAGUCCUGCCCCCUGGCCCCCUCUUCUCGAGGGGGGAACCUGCCCCUUCAGCGCCUGGGUAGGGGGUCCUGCGUAGCUGGGGACCCUGAGGUGGGUGCCCAAGAGGAAGAGCCUGUGUACAUUGAGAUGGUGGGGGAUGUCUUCAGGGGAGGAGGGCGAAGCGGAGGGGGCCUGAUUGGGCCCCCUCUUGGGGGUGGGGGCCCGACCCCUCCAGCUGGUGCUGACUCAGACUCAGAAGAGAGUGAGGCCAUAUAUGAGGAGAUGAAGUACCCACUGCCUGAGGAGGCAGGGGAAGGCCGGGCUGAUGGGGGUCCUGCAUUGACAGCAACCUCCUCAUUACACCAGCCUCAUGCCCCUCAGCCCCACACCCACCGCCGUCCAGCUUCAGCCCUCCCGAGCUGGAGGGACGGGACGCCCACCAAGACCACCCCUUGUGAAAUCCCCCCACCCUUCCCCAACCUCCUCCAGCACCGUCCUCCCCUCCUGGCCUUCCCCCAAGCCAAGUCCACUUCCCGAACCCCUGGCGAUGGAGUCUCCAGGCUACCAGUCCUCUGCCACUCCAAGGAGCCAGCUGGCUCCACCCCAGCUCCCCAAGUGCCUGCCCGGGAGCAGGAGACGCCUCCCCCACCGCCUCCGCCUCCUGCUGCCAACCUGCUGCUUCUGGGACCCUCAGGCCGGGCCAGGAGCCACUCAACACCGUUGCCACCCCAGGGCUCUGGCCAGCCACGGGGAGAACGGGAGCUCCCCAAUUCCCACAGCAUGAUCUGCCCCAAGGCGGCCGGGAUCCUGGCAGCCCCUCCUGUUCCGGCUGCCUUGCUCCCCGGUCCCUCCAAGGACAAGGCUGUGUCUUACACCAUGGUAUACUCGGCAGUCAAAGUGACCACGCACUCUGUCCUGCCUGCCGGUCCGCCCCUGGGUGCUGGGGAGCCAAAGACAGAGAAGGAGAUCUCAGUCCUCCAUGGGAUGCUGUGCACCAGCUCAAGGCCCCCCAUGACCGGGAAGUCCAGCCCCCACAGCGCGGCCAUUGGCGCAGCAGCUGGGGUCCUCCACCACCGUGGCUGCCUGGCCUCCCCCCACAGCCUUCCAGACUCAACUGCAGGUCCCCUGACUCCACUCUGGACCUACCCAGCUGCAGCAGCUGGGCUCAAGAGACCCCCUGCCUAUGAGAGCCUUAAGGCUGGAGGGGUGCUGAAUAAGGGCUGUGGAAUGGGGGCCCCAGCCCCCAUGGUCAAGAUCCAGCUGCAAGAGCAAGGGACCGAUGGGGGUGCCUUUGCCAGCAUCUCCUGUGCCCACGUCAUCACCAGUGCAGGGACACCAGAGGAGGAAGAAGAGAUGGGUGCCACGACAUUUGGGUCAGGCUGGGCUCUGCAGAGGAAGGUCCUGUAUGGAGGGAGGAAGGCAAAAGAGCUGGACACAGAGAUCGAAGACAGUGCCCGGGCCUGGAAUGGCAGUGCCGAGGGUCCAGGCAAGGUGGAGCGUCAGGACAGGGGCCCUAUGGCGUCAGGAAUCCCAGUGAGGAGCCAGGGGGCAGAGGGACUGCUGGCCAGGAUCCACCACGGAGGGGAUCGUGGAGGAAGCCGCACGGCCCUACCCAUACCCUGCCAGACCUUCCCCGCCUGCCACCGCAACGGAGACUUCACUGGAGGCUACCGCCUGGGGCGUUCGGCCUCCACCUCUGGAGUCCGGCAGGCCGCGCUCCACAUGCCCCGGCCCUGCAGCCAGCCUCGGGAUGCCCCAAGCCAGAUGCCCCCUGCACUGCCCCUGCCACCCCAGCCCGCCCGCGAGCGCGAUGGCAAGCUGCUGGAGGUGAUCGAGCGCAAGCGCUGCGUGUGCAAGGAGAUCAAGGCGCGCCACCGCCCCGACCGAGGCCUCUGCAAGCAGGAGAGCAUGCCCAUCCUCCCCAGCUGGCGGCGGGGGCCUGAGCCCCGCAAGUCCGGCACCCCGCCCUGCCGCCGGCAGCACACUGUCCUCUGGGACACUGCCAUCUGAGGAGGCGGGCGGCCAGGGCACCUGGACUGGGGAGUGGGGUGGGGUUGCCUGGCUCUCGGGGGAACUUACCUUGAAUGAGGGACACUUGAAGGAGCAGGUGAGAGCAAGCCAGGGAGAACCCCUACCGGAGCCUCCCUCACCCCCCACCCCAGGAAGGGCUUCUGCCAGGCCCAUCAGCCGUCGGGCGCCAGCAGCACCUCCUGAAAUUGGGAGAGGUCUAGGAGUGUUUGCUUGAGGUUGGAAAGGAGGCCCUGGCUCUCCCCACAAGCGAGGUGGAGCCUUCCUCCUGAGACAGGAAAGGCCAAGCCAGAGGUCAGUGUGGGGGAGAAGGGGAGGGCUGGAGAGGAGGGAGGUGGAUUAAGUGAAGGAGAGGGACUAGAGAGUCAGAUAGAGGGAUUCCUUAUAGAGGUGGGAAUGGGGAGGGGAUAUUUAUUUUGUUAUUUAUUUCAGUCCAGAGAGGACAAUUUUCGGCCCUUAUGACCCGCUCUUGAACAGAGAGUGGGGACUGCUGGGCCAGUAAAAGAAACUAGUUGGCACUCUCCCCAAUGCCUAAAAGCCCCACCAUCCGUGCCCACCCGGAAGCUACAGAUUGGUCUGGAGCAGGGAGCAGUGCAGGAGAAGGGAGGGGCUCUGAGGGCCACAGCCUCAUUUACAGUAUUUACAUGUCUUCAGAAUUUGGUAGUGAGUGUGGUCUGCUCUGAAACAGGCCUCUCAUUUAGCUCUGGGGUGAGGGUCUAGCUCCAGGAAUGGGUGGGAUGAUGGGGAAGGAGGGAAAUUUUAGUGGGGGGGGCAGGCAGGGUAUUUAUUUAAAUUAAAAAAAACUCAGAAGAGAUGUCAGGAACUUUUUUUUAAUUC
Molecule: messenger RNA, 3587 nt
Organism: Manis javanica (Malayan pangolin)
Lineage: Eukaryota; Metazoa; Chordata; Mammalia; Pholidota; Manidae
Gene: NYAP1
Product: neuronal tyrosine phosphorylated phosphoinositide-3-kinase adaptor 1
Biological process (GO): neuron projection morphogenesis; phosphatidylinositol 3-kinase/protein kinase B signal transduction
Source: RefSeq, a predicted model, not a curated record